Molecule: messenger RNA, 201 nt
Organism: Microthlaspi erraticum
Lineage: Eukaryota; Viridiplantae; Streptophyta; Magnoliopsida; Brassicales; Brassicaceae
Source: the annotation of a GenBank genome assembly
AUGGCAAACGAACGAUCAAGCUCAAUCAUCUUCCUUUCCGUUCUUGUACUUGCUUUGGUUCUCUCUCCAAUCCUUCCAUGUCAAGCAGCUCGAGAGCUACUCGGUGGUGAAAUGCGUAUGAUGCCGGAGCUCCUGUGUCCUGCAUGUGUGUGUUGUGCACCAGCUCCACCUGGUGCUUGCUGUCCAUGUCAAUGCACCUAA